Molecule: messenger RNA, 1125 nt
Organism: Cololabis saira (Pacific saury)
Lineage: Eukaryota; Metazoa; Chordata; Actinopteri; Beloniformes; Belonidae
Gene: rpl7l1
Product: ribosomal protein L7-like 1
Exons: 6
Coding region: 30-776 (248 amino acids)
Biological process (GO): maturation of LSU-rRNA from tricistronic rRNA transcript (SSU-rRNA, 5.8S rRNA, LSU-rRNA)
Cellular component (GO): cytosolic large ribosomal subunit
Molecular function (GO): RNA binding; structural constituent of ribosome
Source: RefSeq, a predicted model, not a curated record
CAUCACCAAGCGACGGUAAACAUCUGGCCAUGGCGGAAUCCGAGAAAAAGGAAAAGGUGAUCAAGUUAGUUCCGGAGUAUCUCCUGAAAAAGAGAAAAACAUACCAGGCCAUUAAAGCAACACAAGCCAAGCUUGCACUGCUCGAGAAAAGAAAGGUUUCCAAAGGCAAACCUUUAAAAUUCAAGCGUUUGGAAGAUUUGUUGAAAGACAGCCACAGGAAGCACCGUGAUGAGACCCGGAUCCGGAGGAACCAGCACAGGCCACCGACCCCUCUCCCUCCCCCUGAGAACAAGCUGGCCGUCGCUGUCCGCAUCAGAGAGAUUAAAGGCGUCAGCCCCAAAGUGCUGAGGGCGGUCCAGACGAUGAGGCUGAGGAAGAUCUUCAGUGGCGUCUUCGUCAAAGUAAACAAGUCUUCUGUUGCCAUGAUGAAGCUGGUGGAGCCGUACGUGGCCUGGGGAUUCCCCAACUUGAAAUCAGUCCGUGAACUCAUUCUGAAGAGAGGUCAGGCCAAGAUCGGCAAGAGGCCGGUUCCUCUGACAGACAACACCUUCAUCGAGCAGCACAUGGGAAAACAUGGCAUUAUCUGUCUGGAGGAUCUGAUCCAUGAAAUCUACUCGGUUGGGAAAAACUUCAGUGCGGCCAACAACUUCCUGGUUCCCUUCAAGCUGUCGGUGCCUCGCCACGGUGCCAAGGACAAGGCCGGCCUGCUGAAAGACCUGGGAAACCCGGGAUUCCGCAGCAGAGAUAUUAACUCCAUCAUCAGACAGCUGAACUGAGCAGAGAUUCGUGAAAGAUGGACACUCAGAACCUUGUAAACACCAGUUAUGACAAAUUGUGUGGUUUUGUUUGUGGUUCAAUCUCUUGAGCCAGCACAAAGACAACGAAAGGACUCUCUUUUUCUUUUUUUUCUUUUCCCCAUCCAUGUUGUUGAGUUAAUGCUCACCACAGACUGAAGCAACUGAAGCUAUCUUUGGUAAAUUUAAUGAAUUUGUCUAAUCCAUUCCACAUACAGGAACCUUCCUCACGUCUUUAAAGGAGUUGAUCUGUGUUUGGAACAUAAUGUGAGAGUGUUGUCCUACAUGCAGAAGCCAACGGUCCACUUACAAUAAAUGUUUUUACUUAAUA